Molecule: messenger RNA, 1573 nt
Organism: Populus trichocarpa (black cottonwood)
Lineage: Eukaryota; Viridiplantae; Streptophyta; Magnoliopsida; Malpighiales; Salicaceae
Product: nuclear transcription factor Y subunit A-3
Exons: 6
Coding region: 276-1289 (337 amino acids)
Biological process (GO): regulation of transcription by RNA polymerase II
Cellular component (GO): CCAAT-binding factor complex
Molecular function (GO): DNA-binding transcription factor activity, RNA polymerase II-specific; RNA polymerase II cis-regulatory region sequence-specific DNA binding
Source: RefSeq, a predicted model, not a curated record
AGAAAGAAGGAAAGAGAGAGACAAGAUAAUAGGAAAAGGAUAGGACGGUGUGGGUGUGGUGGUCUGGAGAGUUUCAAGAGAGGGAGACAUGUCCAACUUCUUCCCUACAGCCUCCUCUUGAAAUUCUUUGCUUCUUCUUCAACUACUACUUAUUGACUUCCUUAUCAGAUCCCAAGGUUAAACAGUAAUCUCAAAGGCGAGCCAAAAAGAAUCCGUGAUUGCUUGCUUAAGGAUUUCCUUCAAAUUCAUGAUAUAUAUACAUAUAGAUAAAGUUGAUGGCUUUACGAAUUCAGAACUUGCUGAAGAAAAACUUUGAUGAACCUUACUUCACUGUUAGUUGCCCAUCAUGGUGGAAUUCAAAUGAACAGCAAUUUUUGCCAUCUUUAUCCAAGAACACAAGCUUUAAAGUAGACUCUCCAAACCAACCUUAUCAUGAAUCAAAGCAGUUAGGAUUUCAUCUCCUGGACCAGGAAUCAUCCUCAACUCUAUCAAUUGGUCAAUCUCACAAUGAAAUGAGUUCUGUGGGAGGGAUCAAUUCACAAGAUCAGUGUAUUUCAUCUGAAUCUGAUGAAAGUUGUGGGAAGGGCGUGAAGGGAAAAAUGAAGCCAGUUCUCUUGUUGAGUACUCCAGAUAGCGUGUCUAAUCACUCACAAGCUGAUUGUAGCUAUUCAAUGGUUCGUGCUCCAUAUGCUGAUCCUUACUUUGGUGGGCUGUGUAAUCCAUAUGAACUUCAUGCUUUUAUUCAGCCCCAUCUGGGUUCUCAUAUGGUGGGGAUGACAGCUGGACGAGUCCCACUCCCUGUUGAUCUUGCAGAUGAUGGACCAAUUUAUGUUAAUGCUAAACAGUACCGUGGAAUUAUCAGAAGGAGACAAUCACGGGCAAAGCUUGAGGCUCAAAACAAACUGGUAAAAAAUCGAAAGCCAUACCUUCACGAGUCUCGGCACAUUCAUGCCUUGAAUAGGGUUCGAGGAUCUGGUGGACGCUUUCUCAGCAAAAAAAAGCUCCAGGAAUCUGAUCCCACUCCUAGUCAGUGUAAUGUCACAGAUACCAUCCACUCACACGUAAAGAAUGAUGCAUCAGAACUAGAAAGCUAUCAGUCUGGAACCGGACAAUCUGGUGCCUCAAAUACUACCUGCUCUGACAUCACCAGUGUCUCCUACAGCAAUGUCACUUUUAGGCAGCCAGAACGCCGGUUCUCAGGUAUUGCUACUCACCUUGGUGGAGGCAUGGAAAUCAACAGUAGGCUUAUUUGCAGAGGAACCCAACACCACACUUCCGUUGUUCAGUGAAAAUAUGGAAGAAGACCGUGUAAUCGGUCAGGCAAUUCAUCCUUGGCUUCGUCUCUUUUACUUAGAACUAAAUGUGCACGACGGACACUGUUAUGUAUUUGAUCUCUCUGGGGUUUGCUUUUUUUUUUUUUGUUUAUACAUCCUCGGGCAUGUCAAAAUGGUUGGAAAGAGUUUUGUGUUUGAAACCCAUCACUGGGUUACACUGAUUGUUAAAUAUGGCAAACGAUGCAAGUGUUUUCUCAUCAGAUUAUCAAAUAAAAGAUCAGACUUGGGGCUUUGAUCUA